CAGACAAACCCCCGGGGUGGCCAAACAACGGCAUCAGAAAAGCUCCGGCGAAAAUCCAAUAUUCUCCGGCGACUCAACAUUCUCCGAUCCCGACUUAGGGUUCCGAUAGAGGCGCUGAAUCCCUGUCUGUGAAAACUCAUCUUGUUUCCUGAUAUAAAAAUGGCUGGACGUGGUAUAGUUUCGGACGACGAUGAUGAUGUCGAAGUCGAAGAAGACGAGAGGGAACCUGUUGAGGGAGAUGCAGUAGACGGAGAUGGCCAGGAAGAAGAUGAAGACGAAGAUGAUGAGGAAGGCCAAGAUGAAUAUGAAAACGAUGGGUUUAUUGUUGAUGAUAUUGAUGAAGAAGAGGAGGAGGAGAAGGCAGAUAGUGAUGAUGAAAGGAAAAAGAAGAAGAAAAGAAAAAAGCGGGAAUCGGAGAGUUAUGUUCUUGAUGAAGAUGACUAUGAUCUUCUUGAAGACAACAAUAUCACAGGCUUUAAUCGUCCUAAACUAGGAAGUACGAAGUUCAAAAGGCUGAAAAAAGCACAGAGGGGAACUGAAGAACACUCUGGAUUUUCUGAUGAGGAAGAAUUUGAUGGAGGUAGAAAGGGUGGGCGCACUGCAGAAGAGAAGCUUAAAAGGAGCUUAUUUGGAGAUGAUGAGGGACAACCUCUUGAGGAUCUUGCUGAGGAACCUCUAGAAGAAGAAGAGGAUGGGGAUAUUGGUGAAGAUGAUGAAAUGGCUGAUUUUAUUGUUGAAGAAGAGGAAGUUGAUGAACAUGGAGCUCCAGUGAGGCGGAAGAAACUCAACCGAAAGAAGUCUAGGCAGGCGCCAGGAGUUUCAUCAUCAGCAUUGCAGGAGGCUCAUGAUAUAUUUGGUGAUGUUGAUGAACUCUUGAGGCUUCGUAAGAAAGGGAUAUCUAAGUCAGGAAAGUUUGAUGAAUUUGGUGAGCAGAGGGAAAGGAGGCUUGAAGACGAAUUUGAGCCAAUCAUUCUUUCUGAGAAGUAUAUGACUGGGAAAGAUGAUAUGAUUCGUGAAAUAGAUAUACCAGAAAGAAUGCAGAUUCUUGAAGAAAGUACAGGUCCUCCCCCAACAGAAGAUAUGAGGAAAGUAGAGGAAGAGAGUAAUUGGAUAUAUAAUCAGCUCGUAGCCAAUAUGCUAUCUUUGUUUACGAAUAGAAAUGCUGAAACACCUCUAGUGGAGCAAGAACUCUCCAUUAGCAAGAGUGACAUUUUGAAAUUUUUGGUGUUAAUGCAUGUGGAAAAGCUAGAUGUCCCAUUCAUUGCCAUGUAUAGGAAGGAAGAUUGCCCGAGCCUAUUGAAAGACCCAGAAGAACAGGCUUCUGGUACUGAAAAUUUAUCUGAUAGAAGUCCCUCCCUACGGUGGCACAAGGUGCUUUGGAUUAUCCAGGACUUCGAUAGAAAAUGGUUGCUUCUUCAAAAGAGAAAGAGUGCUCUGCAGUCAUAUUAUAAGAAGCGUUACGAGGAAGAGUCCCGUAGGGUAUAUGAUGAGACAAGACUGAAUUUGAAUAAGAAACUAUUUGAAUCAGUUAUUAAAUCUCUGAAGGCUGCUGAGUCAGAAAGAGAGGUCGAUGAUGUAGAUGCAAAAUUUAAUCUACACUUCCCACCAGGCGAGGCUGGGUUGGAUGAAGGACAAUUUAAGAGGCCCAAAAGGAAAUCACAAUAUAGUAUUUGUAAUAAGGCUGGUCUUUGGGAGGUGGCGAACAAGUUUGGGUAUAGCUCUGAGCAAUUUGGUUUGCUUAUAUCAUUGGAACAAAUGAGAAUGGAGGAAUUGGAGGAUGCCAAAGAAUCUCCAGAGGAGAUGGCUUCAAAUUUCACUUGUGUAAUGUUUGAAUCACCUCAGAAUGUGCUCAAAGGUGCAAGGCACAUGGCAGCUGUUGAGAUUAGUUGUGAACCAUGUGUUAGAAGGCAUGUCCGCAGCUAUUUUAUGGAUAAUGCUGUUGUUUCAACAUCUCCAACAUCUGAUGGUAAUGCUGCUAUAGAUCCCUUUCAUCAGUUUGCUGGUGUGAAAUGGCUGAAGGAUAAGCCAUUGGCCAUGUUUCAUGAUGCACAAUGGCUCCUUAUACAGAAGGCAGAAGAGGAGAAGCUUCUUCAGGUUACAAUUAAGUUACCUGAACCCAUGCUAAAUAAGUUGAUGGCUGAUGCUAACGAGUAUUACCUCAGUGAUAGUGUGAGCAAAUCUGCUCAGUUGUGGAAUGAACAGAGAAAGUUGAUCUUGCAUGAUGCCUUUUCUGGAUUCAUUCUGCCUUCAAUGGAAAAGGAAGCAAGGGCAUUGUUGACCAGUAGGGCAAAAAACUGGUUACUAAUGGACUAUGGGAGGCUAUUGUGGGGAAAAGUAUCCAUGGCACCGUUUCAGCGCAAAGAAGUUGAUGUUAGCUUGGAUGAAGAAACUGCUCCUAGGGUUAUGGCUUGUUGUUGGGGCCCUGGGAAGCCUGUCACGACUUUUGUGAUGCUUGAUUCUUCUGGAGAGAUUGUAGAUAAAUUGGAAGCUGGUUAUUUAAGUAGUCGUAAUCAACAUGUUAAUGACCAACAACGUAAGAAGAAUGAUCAACAAUCCCUUCUGAAGUUCAUGCAAGACCACCAACCUGAUGUUGUUGUUCUCGGAGCUGUGAAUCUGUCUUGCACUCGGCUGAAGGCAGAUAUUUAUGAUAUCAUAUUCAAGAUGGUUGAGGAAAACCCUAGGGAUGUCAGCCAUGAAUUUGAAAAUUUGAGAAUUGUAUUUGGUGAUGAAUCUCUCCCUCAUCUUUAUGAAAACUCUCGCAUUUCCUCAGACCAGCUCCCUGGACACACUGCCAUAGUGAGACGAGCUGUGGCUCUUGGGCGCUUCAGUCAGAAUCCGCCUGCUAUGGUUUCAACAUUAUGUGGGCCAGAAAGGGAGAUCCUUUCCUGGAAGCUGAGUCCCUUGGAAAGCUUUCUGACCCCUGAUGAGAAGUAUUGUAUGGUCGAACAAAUAAUGGUUGAUGUCACUAAUCAAGUGGGACUCGACAUUAAUUUGGCAACUGCCCAUGAAUGGUUAUUUGCACCUUUGCAGUUUAUAUCUGGCCUUGGUCCUCGAAAGGCAGCAUCUCUUCAGCGUUCCUUAGUAAGAGCCGGAUCAAUCUUUUCACGUAAGGAUUUAUUGACUGUUCAUGGCCUUGGGAAAAAGGUGUUUAUUAAUGCAGUGGGGUUCUUGCGUGUCCGGCGAAGUGGUAUAGCUGCCAGCAGCAGUCAGUUCAUCGAUUUGUUGGACGAUACUAGAAUACAUCCUGAAUCUUAUGUUCUAGCACAGCAAUUGGCCAAAGAUCUUUAUAUUAAGCAGUUUAAUGAUGAGCAUAAUGACGAUGACGAUGUACUUGAAAUGGCAAUAGAGCAUGUGAGGGAUAAACCUGGUAAAUUAAAAUCACUUGAUGUUACUGCAUAUGCACAAAGUGUUGAUGAGCAUGCAGACGCAGACGAUAAGGUGCUGCUGAUGGAUAAAAGAGAAACUCUGAACAAUAUAAGAUUAGAGUUAAUACAGGGUUUUCAGGAUUGGCGUCCACAGUAUGUUGAACCGAAUCAGGAUGAGGAAUUUAAUAUGAUAUCCGGUGAGACAGAAGAUACCCUUGCUGAAGGACGGGUUCUUCAGGUUACAGUUCGUAGGGUAAUGCCCCAAAGAGCAAUCUGUUCACUUGAAUCAGGAUUAACUGCCGUUCUUACAAAGGAGGAUUAUUCUGAUGAUUGGAGGGAUAAUUCUGAUUUGUCUGAGAAAGUGCAUGAGGGUGAUAUUCUAACUUGCAAGGUUAAAUCCAUUCAAAAGAACAGGUAUCAGGUUUACAUCACUUGUAAAGAAGGUGAUAUGAGGGGUGGUAACCGGUAUGAGAAUCAGAAUAAGGUCAUGGAUCCUUAUUACAUUGAAGAUUCAAGUGGUAUACAUAAUAAUGAGCAAGAGAAAGCUCGUAAAGGUAAGGAGGUAGCAAAGAAGCAUUUCAAGUCACGGAUGAUUGUUCAUCCCCGCUUCCAAAAUAUGACUGCUGACGAGGCUAUGGAGCUCUUAUCUGAGAAAGAACCAGGUGAAGCCAUUGUUCGUCCAAGUUCACGUGGGCCAUCAUAUUUGACAUUAACUCUCAAGGUCUAUGAUGGUGUCUAUGCUCACAAGGACAUAAUUGAAGGUGGAAAGGAACACAAGGAUAUAACAAGCUUACUACGCAUUGGUAAAACAUUGAAAAUAGGGGACGACACCUUCGAGGAUUUAGAUGAGGUAAUGGACCGGUAUGUCGACCCCUUGGUUGCCCAUUUAAAGACAAUGCUAAGUUAUCGAAAGUUCAAGAAGGGAAAUAAAUCAGAAGUUGACGAACAAUUAAAAAUUGAAAAAUCAGAGAAUCCAAUGCGGAUUGUUUAUUCAUUCGGCAUAUCCCAUGAACAUCCCGGAACUUUUAUUCUUUCUUACGUGAGGACUUCAAAUCCACACCAUGAGUAUAUUGGUCUCUACCCGAAAGGAUUCAAGUUCCGUAAACGGUUAUUUGAGGAUAUAGACCGUCUUGUAGCAUAUUUCCAGAAGCAUAUUGAUGAUCCUCCACCUGAUUCCACACCUUCAAUUCGAUCCGUUGCAGCAAUGGUGCCUAUGCGAAGCCCUGCAUCUGGGGGUGACGGUUGGGGUGGCGGUGGUUCAUCUAAUAACGAUCGUGAUAGGAGUUCCCGAGGAGGGAGAGGCGACAGAAAUGGUGGAAAUCGACGGGAUGGGCAUCCUAGCGGAGCGCCAAGAGGAAGAGGACGUGGACGAGGCAGAGGAAAUAAUGAUAGACAGAAUUCAUCAUCCGAUUAUGGUUCAAAGAAAUGGGGUAGCACCAGCAAGGAUGGCGGUGAUGAUGGUGGUGGUGGCGGCGGAGGCGGUUGGAGCAGUGGCGGUGGAGGAGGUUGGAGCAGUGGCGGAGGUGGUGACGGCGGUGGUGGUGGUUGGAGCAGUGGCGGUGGUGGCGGCGGUGGUGGUGACAGUGGAGGAGGCGGUUGGAGUAGUGGUGGAGGUUGGGGCAGUGGCGGUUCCAAAGCUCAGAAGUCUCCCGAGAAGGAAUCGGGUGGUUGGGGAGGUGGUGGUAGUAGUGGAGGAGGUAACACUGAAGGAGGCUGGGGGCAGUAGUGGUUUGGUGAUGUUCUAGGGUUUUUUUGUUUUGUUUUUUGUCGACUAUCAGUCUCCUUUAAUAUAUGUAGCAUUUCCUAUCUUUACAAUAUGUUUAUGAAUGAAAUAUGUCCUUUUAUGGCGAUCCUUUUGAAUGUUUGUUUUUUGUUUCGACAGAAAAACCGGCACGACUAGAAAUUUUAUAUGCAAUGCGUUCUAAAGAAUAAGGCGCUUUGUGGAAAAUUGUUUCGUUUUCAAAUAUGUUAUCUUCUCUAUU
Molecule: messenger RNA, 5347 nt
Organism: Impatiens glandulifera
Lineage: Eukaryota; Viridiplantae; Streptophyta; Magnoliopsida; Ericales; Balsaminaceae
Product: transcription elongation factor SPT6 homolog
Exons: 17
Coding region: 160-5091 (1643 amino acids)
Biological process (GO): transcription elongation-coupled chromatin remodeling; transcription elongation by RNA polymerase II; mRNA transcription by RNA polymerase II
Cellular component (GO): transcription elongation factor complex
Molecular function (GO): nucleic acid binding; nucleosome binding; histone binding
Source: RefSeq, a predicted model, not a curated record